CAAAAAGCAAGAACCAAAACAAGCCCAAAGCUUCCAACUCUCUCCAGCCACCCCAGCCUGCCCGAGCCGCGGCCAUGCCCAGCCAGCCCGCGGGGGUGCUGCUGCUGGCCUUCGCCCUCUGCGCCCUCCUGGGAGACGGUAUGGGCCACCCUCCUCCCCUGGAGUCCCCCCUGGCUGCAGCCGCUGCUGUGCACCCCCGGACCAAGCGAUGCUCCUGCAACAGCUGGCUGGAUAAGGAAUGCAUCUACUUCUGUCACCUUGAUAUCAUCUGGGUCAACACACCAGGCCACACCGCUCCCUAUGGCUUGGGAAGCCCGCCCAGGCGGCGCAGGAGGUCGCUCAGCAGGUGUCAGUGCACGCUCUCCAGGGACAGCAUCUGUGCCACCUUCUGCCUGGCCAAGCCUGGGUACCUUCAGAGCCUGAAGCUGCCAGGGAGCUCUGGAGCAUCAGUGGAGGCUCCACAGAGGCCUUCCCACCACAGCCUGCUGAGAGCUCUCAGGGACCUUGCUGUCUCCAGGCUGAGGCUUGGCAAGCACCAGCACCGUUCCGGGAGGAACGCGCAGCCAACAGUUCUGCCUUGGGAGAAAAACAUCUGGAAGAAGAAGAGAUAAGAAACAGGUGCAAACCAAGUUCAGCAGAAGAAUUUGGAGUUCUGUGGGUGCCGCUACCUCUGCUGUCGGUAGUUAGAGCUGAAGGAAAGGCCCUGAGUGGAAGGGGAAAGAAGUGGAAGUCUCCAUGCUCCUGUUGCGUGAACCAGUACUGCGUGUGUACUCCAGAGACUGUUGUAAAGGGAAUACUGUCUCUCUAUACAGUCACAGAUGUGUUGUGGAGCUGAAUUGUGCCUUUUUGGAUCAGAGAAGGGUCUUGCUGGUAGAGUGCUAGCUUCACUCUGCACCCGGGCCCUAGACAGAGGGUCAGCCCCCUACUGUGAGGUUGAGUUACUUCCAAAGCAGGUGGAUCUGGGCAGUGCUGGCCCUGGCAGCCCUGAGCCUCUUCACUGCCUGGUCUGCUCUGCCUUGGAGCCAUGUGAAUGUGGUUCCAGCUUGGCCAAACUCAGAGGUGGUUUGGCAGGGAUAAAUUGCCUCCAGCAGGACCUGCCCAAGCCCACCUUUGCACUUUUCUCUCUUACUUGUCAGACAGUGCGAUGUGUGCAUGAAUGAGGCUCCCGUGGUAAAACAGCUCCCAAUCUUUAUUAAAAUGAUAUAUAUCAUCUAGAAGCAUGAAAGCCAGCGGAGUUGUCAGUGGCAUUCCCUGGCUGAGACAUUCCCUGAAGGGCCAUCCUUAAGUGGCUCUUGUUUAGGUGGAGGAUAGAUAGUUUGCUUACACUGGGGCUUGCACCAAGUCCAAGCAUGAUCCCUGCUCCCAGGCAAGGCAGCAGCAGGAAUGGGGGCUCAGGGGGGGCCCUGCCAUUUUUCAGGAGCCCCCUGCAUGCAGCCCCCCAUAGGCUCGGGGAGGAGCCCCCCAGGAUCCCAGGCAGGGCUGAGCUGCUCAUCUGGAUGAGUUAACUGCUGUGAACCUGCCUCAUCUCCUUGGCCAUACCUUUUAGUGCGGUGGAGGACUCCCAGCUCUUAACCUGGCAUCCCAACUUGCUUACAGCUUUGCCUGAAAGGAGGGGCUGGGAGUAGAGAAGGUGGAUGGUGGGAAAAUAUCACACAAAGGCUUCCUUUGCUGCUUCGCUCAGAUCAGGUCCCCAAGUCAAACUUUAUUCAAUAAGUGACCAGGAUAUGGGUAGCCUGUCACUGGGAGGAGAGUAUCUGGAAUAGGGGGUGUGUUAGGUGAGGGGCAGCCAAGUGGGAUUGAUGUGGAGAAAAGGAUUGCUAAGAAGAGAGCACAGCACUGUCUGCACAGCUGUAGGAGAAAGUCUUGGAUUUAAAGCCAUGCCAGGAUCACAGCUGCUUCCCCAGGCCUGGAGCAGUGCAGUGGUGCUGGCCUGGAGGAGGGAAGGGAUAACUGGGAAGAACACUGAGCCCAGGACCUAGAAACCAAUCUUGUAGGCAAACACAAUCUCAAGGCUCUGGAGCUGUAUCAAAAAUGCACGUGUUUGCCUGGGCAGAUUAACUUCUAUUAGGAACCAUGGCUGCAGCAGCCAUCUGGUUUGUGCAGAUACAGAAUUGCUCUCCUGAAACUACUGCUGGGUACCUCUUGGUGCCCAAUCCAGUAUCACGCAUGAGCAUUUAAAAAAGGCUGCUUAAAGUUGGUGGUGGACCAAAAUCUGUGGCUGUUGGACAUAUAAAAUACUUCCUUGAUUUUGCUGGAUGCCCUGGAGGGGGAAAAAAUGAGACCGAUGGAUUGUAUUGUCAGUGAAACAGCAGAUUGAUCAUUUGGUCCCCAAAGCUGCAGAGAAACUUUUUUAUAUUUGACCUUCUGAAGGUUUGAAUCAUUCUAAAAAAAAAAAAUAAAUCCUGAAAGGGUUUGUUCCAGAGAAAACUUUGCACAUGGUUUAAUGUGAGCUUAGUAAUUUAAAAUAAAACUACUGCUGUAAAAUACUAUGUAUAUCUCCUUGUGUGUAUAAUGUCCCACCUCAAAGUGACUUAUUGCACACUUGCCAUAUGUAGCAUCCUGAAAU
This is a messenger RNA of Apus apus (common swift), 2566 nucleotides long. It is a transcript of the gene EDN2, whose product is annotated as endothelin 2. The transcript has 5 exons. The record is from RefSeq and is a predicted model, not a curated record. Gene Ontology annotation, cellular component: extracellular region. Gene Ontology annotation, molecular function: endothelin B receptor binding; hormone activity. Gene Ontology annotation, biological process: intracellular calcium ion homeostasis; regulation of systemic arterial blood pressure by endothelin; vein smooth muscle contraction. The coding region runs from base 75 to 611 and encodes 178 amino acids. NCBI's taxonomy places the organism in Eukaryota, Metazoa, Chordata, Aves, Apodiformes, Apodidae.